Molecule: messenger RNA, 2082 nt
Organism: Daldinia loculata
Lineage: Eukaryota; Fungi; Ascomycota; Sordariomycetes; Xylariales; Hypoxylaceae
Exons: 1
Coding region: 1345-1587 (80 amino acids)
Cellular component (GO): cytoplasm; nucleus
Molecular function (GO): protein binding
Source: RefSeq, a predicted model, not a curated record
CUAGAUAUGGUAACAAAAAAAUGGGAAGCAAAGUCAUAUGGCGAAGAGUUGCUCGCAUUAGAUCAGUCUAAAGAGAUGAUAAAGAAACUCGUUAACUUGAAUGGCAGAUCCCAAACAACCAUAAUUAUCGAUGCACUCGAUGAGAUUAGCCAUGACGACUUAGCUAUUUUCUUUGAGGUGUUGGAUGGCCUUAUGCAAAUGAAAACACCCACAUGCUUGUUAAAGGUAAUUUUAUCAAGCCGGCCAGAAACCCGAAUUAGCAAUGCUCUCGGUCAUUGGCCUAAGAUAGAAGUCGCCCCUAUAAAGACGAAGAGCGAUAUUACUUUCUAUAUCGGUACUGAGGUAGAAACCCGGCUUAGAGAUAGAGACCAAUACGUCAAGGAUAGGAUCAAAACGACGCUUGCGGGACGAGCACACGGAAUGUUAGUAUUCCCUUCCUUGGUGGAAACUACCACUAGGUGGAGAGGAUAUUUUACAGGUCUGCCAUCACCUGGUAGUUUUCAACAGGGAAAAUGAUCAUUUCGACUUUAGACAUUUUUCGGUUCUCGAGUUCAUCAGGAAAGUUCAGCCGAUCGAUUAUAAUCCAUUCGACGCGCACGCAUUAUUAGCCGAGACCUGUUUUCAUGUUCUCUUCCAGGACCAUGUCAGACGGAUGCUGAGGAGCGGCCAAAUCAAGUCGUGUUGGGACGCACUGGCGUAUUACGCGAUGAUUCAUUGGGCUUUCCAUUGCCAGAAAUGCGGUUCAGUAAGGAGUAACAAGAGCCCUCUCAAGGAGCUGUUUUCCUCUUUUAUUGGGAAGGGUCUCGUAACUACUACAUUCCAAGAUUGGGUACGAGAAAUUUCCCGAUCAUCGGUCAUGCCACGCAAACCUUCCCAUUGGUAUCCCUUGAUAGAAGCAGACUUCGAAAUGAAUAUUCAAAAAGCGGAGUACCCACCGAUAAGUCCCUUCAGCAUGGCUUGCCUCUUCAACUUCUGGGAAGUUAUGGAAGAAGUAAUUAUUGAAGAUAAAUGGUUGCCUAUGGGCAUCGCAAUAGCGUCAAGAUAUGGGCAUAUAAGAGUGGUUAGCCAAUUAUUAGAAAAAAGAUCAAAAUAUGACCUAUUAUUAAAUACGAAGUCUCUCACAUCGAGAGGUCCAAACACCGUUAAUAGAGGCGGCAACCAGAGGCCACAGGGACGUUGUCUUGUUGCUUCUCGGAUAUGGUGCGGAUUUAAACCUAACUGGGCAUGAUGGACGCACAGCUCUUCACAUGGCCGCAUAUAAAGGGCAUGCACUAAUAGUUGAAGAAUUGUUGGCACGAGGAGCCAAGGUCAACGCCCUAAAAAAAUCGGCCGUGGCCCCUCUACAUGCGGCAAUCGAGGGGAGGCACGAGUCGAUUGUUGCUAAAGAACAAAACAGAUCCCAAUUCUCGAGACAAUCAUGGAAGAACAGCACUGCACUGUGCAAUAAAGCAGCAUCUUGAGAUAUCGGUUGAAUUAGCCCAAGAGUUGUUGGAGAAUGGAGCAGACCCUAACAUCCAGGAUGCAGCAGGGGAGACACCUCUCCACGAAGCCGCAAAUGUGCUUCCUCGUAGGGUACGCGGGGUAUAAAGCACAGGCCGAGCUGCUUUUAAGAAAUGGGGCGGACCCAAAUAUUCAAGAUGGCGAUGGCAGAACGCCACUACACAUCGCUUUCACCAAAUCGAACGAGAUAUUAGCAAGGAUUCUUUUGGGUAAUGGGGCUAACCCUGAUAUCGCAGAUAAGGAGGGAGUUGCAGCAUGGAUUGACUUGGAUUGAUUGUCUUGCAUGUUCGUGAUCAUGCGUACUCUAAACUCGGAAUAAUAGAAUAAUACCGUGGAAGCGUUCGGCACCAGAUAGAAAAGAGGAUUGAUGAUUUAAGAGGAUGAUAUUCGUAUAUCAGAUACCCUUCAUCUAAUAGUAAGCUGACAAGUUGGGAACGCCCGGACAUGUGAUAUCGCGUUUGGGAGUGGGUGGAUGAUACGAUGAGUCAAGCUUGCAGGGGAUAUCGUGAUGUCAUCGGCGUGCUUUCGCUAGCUAUAUGAGUUUUGACUAGAACUGUGUGAAAUUGUAUUACUUAUCCUACU